CCGAUUAUUAAAAAAUGGACAAAGAAGAAUUCAUAGCCAUAACACAUUUUAUAAAUCCCCAACUAUUUUGGUAUCACAAAGUCGAUGGGCAAAAUCCCGACUUUAUUGAAUCCAAACGCAUCGAGGAUUCCGUUCAACUUUUAUAUACGGCAAAACAAAGUGCCGCUUUGCGAGCCCAUCGCCCACAUGUUGGCGAAAUUGUUGGCAUUGCCUUCGUCUCAUGGAACAAAUUCAUUCGAGCUCGCGUUAUGCACAUUGUCAAAUAUACCAAAGCCCACGACGAGUACAUUGUUUGGGCUCUCGACUAUGGCUUUCCAUUUCAAACAAAAAUGUCUUAUAUUCGACAAAUGCCCGAAUCAUAUCACAAACAAACUAAUCAUAUUUGUAUUGGUGGCAUUGCCGAGGUAAUUCCGGCUGAAUUGGAAUUUGAUUUGGUCACAACGACAAGUCAGAUUGUAGCCAAACCAUCGUGGUCUCAGCGAUGUGUUGAAAUGCUUGAGAAGUUGCUUAACGAUGCUGCUUCAAUAUCAUUCAUUGAAUCGUUCCAAAUUCAAAGUCAUGAUGAGAAACAGCAUUUUGGCGAUAUGAAAGUUAUAACACAUUCAGGGUCGACAUUUUUUGUUAGUGACUAUUUGGUCAAACUCAACCAUGCGAUAACUUGCCAACAAGGUUUUCGUGAUAAGUUGACAACUUUGAAGACAAAUCGUCUUCCCUGCUGGGAGACAAAUAGUCAAGAUAUUAAAAUAAUUGAAAAUAAACUUAAUUCAUUGAAUAUUGAAAUGGGAAAAUUUGAUUUGUCUGGAACAAUGUCUGAAUCGUCAUGUGAUUUAUUUUCCAAACAGAAAGUUAUGGAUUGGUGUGAACGCAAUCAGAAUUUGAAUGAUAAAAAUGAAGAUAAUACAGAGAUAACAUUUCCAAGAGCAUCUAUGUUUGAUGCAACAGAUAUUGAAUUUGAUGAUUCGGUGAGUGUGAAGAAUGGUAUUGAUGAGGAGGAAACAGUUAUGAAAUCGGCUGGGAAAGUUCAUGAACAUAGGAGAAAGAUGUAUGAAGGGAAGCAAUUGCCUCCGAAGCCGGAGUUAGGGAAUUUUGCUAUGGGACCGGAGAAGAAGGCUGACACGGAAGUGACAAAUCAACCAAAUAGUUUGAUGAGUGGAAGAUCGGCCAGGGCUAAGAUGUUAAUGGAGCUGAGGAAGGCGCAUUCAAUUACAUUGGAGGCUCAGAAAAAAGAAAGUAUGCUUCAAAAACAAAUGGAUGAAUUAAAUAUGAACGCCCAAAGUGAAACUGGAACAGACGAAUUUCUUGAAAAAUGCAAAAUGAAAAAUGCCCAAGGCUUACAACAGCAGCAACAACCACAAACUGCAGAAUGUACCAAUGAUAAUUCUAAAAACAGUGACCAUGGCAGUCAUGUGUCUUCAACAAUCUCUAAACGUAAACAACAGCUAAUGAAGAUUAAAGAAACAUAUUGCAAACCAAUUGAAAACAUAUUGGAGAACACUGCUGACACAGCAGCAACUGAUAUGCACACUCUGGAUGAUAAAACUGAGACUAAAUCACAAGCAUCAUCGAAAGUUUCAUGGCACGUUGAGAGUUUGAUCAAGAAGAGAAACAAGAUCCUACAACAGCGAGCCCAAUCAGAAGCUUCCGGCUUGAUUACCACUCAACUUGAACCUGAACCAGCACCAGCACCAGUACCAACACCAGCACCAGCACCAAUAAAAAAGAUUCAUAAACAAAGUGGAUAUAUGAUGCCACAACAUAGUGCCAAAUUUAGUAGACUAGAUUUUUCAAAAGGUUUCCGUCAAUAUGCUACAAACUCUGACAUCAAACCCGUUCAAAAAUUGCCAGAAACAGAGUUUGAAGAAGAACCGAAGCCAAAAGUAAAACAACCAACAGCUGACGAAAUUCGAAAACUUGUCAACGAAGAUCCAUUUAAAAAUAUGACCAUGGUCCCAGGUGGUUUUAAUGUAACAAAACUUGUUAAACGUCGCGACGAAAACAACCACUGGCAUACAAAGAAAACAACUCUCAAUGAUAGAAUACAUUCAAAUUAUUCGUCCCAAGAAUAUGAAGCAAUGAAUUGCAAUGACAUCUCUCGACGCACAGAAGACAUUGAGGAAGAUUUUUUUCGGCUUACUAGGUCUCGAAAAGAACGAAAGAAAAGUGAAGAGAGAAAUGUAAUCGAUUCACAUCUAGAUGAUACCACUUCUACAUCGGCAGAGAUUGUAGAAAAAAGAUCUCCUGUAAAAUCAGAGAGAUCAUCAGUAAAGAAUAUAGAAAAAAGAUCUCCUGCUAAAUCAGAGAGAUGUGUCGUUGAUUCAUCUUCAACUGAUGACAAAAGUUCAACCAUAAAAAUUAGUGAGGGAAGAACACUUCUUGAUUCAUCAUUUAACGAUGGUAGUUUACCCCUAUCACCAAGGAAACAUAAAGAGAACAAACGUUCCAAAUCGUCUCCAUGCAAAAACAAGUUACUCACGACCAAAAGUGUUGAGAAACAUCUAUUAGAUUCAUCACUGCAAGAUUCUGAUUGUCCACCAGCCAUUACACCAGAAGUCGUCACUGAUAUGUUGAUAUUCAAUGACACAAUUAAAUCGAAACCAGAUAACUCAGAUGAAUUUGACAUAAUUUCGAAAUUGGUAGAAAUCAAAGAGAAAGAACCAUCUCCAAAAAAAGACAACUUGGAAGAAUUUGAUAUUAUCUCAAAAUUAGUUGAUUUAACUACAACUCAAAAUGAUGGCGAAAAUUUAGAUAAAUCUGCUUCUUCGGAUUCUUUUUUAAAAGAAAUGAAUGUAAUGAAUUCCAUCAAAGACACAUCAAGAGAAAAACUUCUCCAGACUAGUAAUGCCACGAGCGAUGAAUCUCUGGAUGCCACAAACAUGAAGGCAGUUAUUGACAAGCUCAUAAGUCCAAAGUCGAAGACAAAAACAAACAAAAAUAUGGAAGUCAUUGGAUCUUCAUCAUCGAUUUCAUCGUCUUCUUUUAAAAACCUUGACAUUGCCAAAGAACAUAAAGAACCUUGCGUAAAAAAAAUUGUCUCCAAAGAUGCAGAUCAUAGCUAUGAAGCUUCUGAAUCAUCAAUAUCAUCAAAUUCAGUUGAUAAAAUCAAAAUUCAACCAAAAUCAUCUGUAUCAAGUUUAAUAUCUGAAAGUUCAAAUGGACAAAAAUCUCUCAAAAAACAGAAUCUUCCAGAAACAAAAGCAGAUAAACCACAUUCUACAAAAGCUGCUAAGGAAUCACCACCAUCUUCGACUGCCUCAUUGUUGCAAUCUCCAUGUUCAACGCCAGUUCAUAAAACCAAGUCUGAAUCAUCGUCAUCCAUUCAUACUCCUAAGGUAUUGAAUCAAAAAGAAUAUCUUCAAAGUCUGGCAAAUUCAUAUCUUCCAUCGCCAACACAUAAUAGCAACUAUCAUCUGCCAGAAGUCUCUGGAGAAGCUUCUCUCAAGACAAAUUUCAUUCAACAUCUUGUAUUGGCUCAUAGCAAAAACCAUGUCAAACCCAUUGAACGGAUGAAGAAUGCUUUAUUUUCCGAAGAAAUCCAUCGCGAAAUGGAACACAUGCGAUUGACAAAAAUGUAUCGCAUUCAAGCGUAUGCAUGGUCGCAUUUAGUUCGUGGUAAUUGCUUUUGUGUGAUCAAUACAAAUAGGACUGGCAAAACUUGGUGUUAUUUGCCUCCAGUUUGUAGUAUGUUGAGUUUUCGGUUAGAAUCGAAAGGUAUUCUUCAGUCUUAUGGCCCAGCUGUAAUCAUAAUUGCACCAUCAUCGGUUCAGGUUGAGAGUAUUGGUCGCCAUUGUCGACGGAUUCUGGCUAGCACAACACCUAAAGUUAGUAUUGUUCCAGCAUAUGGCUUUCGAAAUACUGAAGAAGUUAAAAUUGAACUUCAUAAUGGUUGUGGAGUGCUUGUGAUCACACCACCAUGUUUGCAGAGGUUGCUUGUGGCCAAUGAAACGGAAAACUUGUUAAACAUUCAUCGUGUACAGACUUUGGUAAUUGAUGGUUUAGACAGCAUUAUGAAUGAGAAUCCGGAAUUUGAUGAAACUCUGUACAAACUUGUUUCACCGGUUUUGGAAGAUGAUAAGAUUCCAUUUCAACUCGUUGUGACUUCGAAAACUUGGACACGAAGAUUUAUUAAUUUUCUAAAAAUUGGUAAUCAACCGUUGUUGUGUAUUGCAGAUUAUUUGGAAGCAGCUGUCUAUGCUAAAGCUAAAGUUUCAAUUAAAUUGCAAAGUAGCUCAGAGAAAAUGUCUGUUGUGAUGAAAUGCUUGGACAAAUGUGGAUAUGAGUUGGAGAGAUGUGUGAUUAUUUGUAAUUCGGGAGAUGAAGUACUUGAAGUUGAGAGAUGCUUAAGGGAAUCUGGAUACAUGUGUAUGGUUUAUACUGAUCAAAUGCCUGCUGAUAGUGCCGAUAUGAUCAAUGAGUGGAAGGAAAAGACUGUAUGCCAUCAAAUUCUCAUCACCAACGACAAUGUUCUAGCAGAAUUGCAACUCCAAAAUAUUUGGACCUUAAUUCAUUAUUCAAUGCCAAUGUCUUGGACAAAAUUCAAUUUUCGUUUCUCACUCUUCCUGGACAACUACGAGAACAUGUUAAUUACAAACUUUGAAAAACCCAACAAAGUACCGAAAUCUUUGAUUCUCCUUGACGAAAACAAUAAUCUCCAAUUGCCACGAUUAAUCGAAUUCAUGAAGAACCACAAUCAAUUGAAACACAUUCAUCCUGACAUUCUCAACGUAGCUGCAAAAGUCACCGCCGAACGAGAAGAGUUGCGAGUUCAGCAAGAUGUCGUUAUGUGUCCGAAAAUUCUUGAAUUCGGUUCUUGUGACGAAGGCAAUCGAUGUCCUUAUCGUCAUCAGCUAACAAAAUACGAUGGACCUGCUCAAGGAAUUCCAAAAAGUGGUGAUAUACGUUUGAAGAUCCUUGAAGUUAUCUCGCCGACUCAUUAUAUUGCCAGGAUCUUAACUCACAAACAGCAGGGAAAUUGGGAUGUUGUUAGGCGUUCCAAUGAGUAUGCAACAUUCUCAAUGAAAAUGUCUAUGCACUUUAUCAAUGAAGACGCCCGCAUUAUUCAUUGGCCACCCAAAGUCAAAGAUAUUUGUAUGUACAAGGACGGAGAUACCUAUCAUCGAUGUCGUCUCCUUGAAGUACCAACGAUUCUCUACGAGAGUAUCGUAAAACUUCUGAAUGUAAAAAUCAAACUUAUCGAUUCGGGAAAAAUUAUAAUGUGUAAGUCACAUGAUUUAUUGGUAAUACCGGAAGAGUUUAAAGAAUUCCCAGCUCAGGCAAUUGAUAUUCGUUUGUCCGGUGUAGUUCCAUUUGACAAUGAACGCGUUUGGGAUUCAAAAAGUAUUCGUACGGUCAAAAAAUGGAUCGUCACUGAUGUCAACGACAAUGAUGUACUCCAAGCAAGUAUCAAUUUCGUAUUGAUGGAUAUCAUUUGGGUGAACAAUGUUGUUCUAAUGGAACAGCUACCUGCUAUAAAUGGAUUUGCUCUCAAGAUAAAUGUCCGCCGAUCAUUGUUGGGUAGGGGUUUUGCCUUGGACAAUAAUCAAAUGCAUACAAUUAAACAAACAGCAAUGGAGAAUAAUUUACUAAAAGCUACACAAGGAACUGUUAAAGUAAAAAAGUCUGAAGAGGAAGAGAACCUGCUCGAGUUUUCAACAGCUUCAUCAGAAGAUAAAAAUAAUAGCAAUUCUGUUGAUGUAUUUUCAUCACCUCGUGCUUUUUCAAAGGCGCAGGAAGAAAAGGAGAAUUUAAACUCAUCGAUGACAUUUCCUGUGAUGACCAAAAAAAGACAAUCGUCGAAACCAAAAGAAGAAUGGUCAUCAAUUGAAUUGGACGAACUGUCUCAGGCAAAAAUCACAGAACUAAGUAAUCCGAGUAUGUUUUUCUUGCGUUUGCUAGACAAAGAGGACGACAUGAAAGACCUGGAAGAUCACAUAAAAAUGGAACAAAAAUUACCCCUCCAUGAUCCACAUCCAAUGCAGAAUUGUCUGGCUCCACGUCAAGGACGUUAUCAUCGCGGUAAAAUUCAACGCCUAAUAAUUGACUCCGAAGAGGGCUGUGUUAAGGCCAGAGUUUUCUUUUGUGAUGUCGGAAUUUUCCGCAAUAUUCCGUUAGAAAAUCUACGAUCAAGCAGCAAAUCAAUAAUAGAAUUUAUGCCAUUUCAAGCGAUUUGUUGUAAACUAACUGGAAUCAAUGUAGAAUGUGAUGUGGAUGAAAUUCAAAAAUUCAUUCAAGUCGAAGAUAGUGUUCAUUUGGCUUAUGCGGUGAAAGAAUUGCCUUACAAUGAUGAAGGCGCUUUCGGUAAUCGUAAUUACGAGAUUAUUCUGUAUGAAUGUUUCACCGACAAGAAGGACAUUCAAAUGAAUAAAAUGCUUGUGGAACAUGGACUAGCAACUUACAAUGAUGAUACCAAGCAUUUUCUUGAACUAGAAACUUCAAUUGAUUUGGAAAAUUUCGAGUAUCAAGAAGAUGAUUCUUAUGAUUUUCAGUCUUUCCUUGAUCGUAUAAAACAGCAAAUGGACGAAGAAGAUGAGGAAUUUAUAAACUCAUCAAAGCCUAUGAUUGAAGAUGUCUCUGACGAACCUAAAAUAGUAGAAAUCACUGAAGAAGAUGAUGUCAUCGAGGAGGUAAAACCCGACGACGAAAAUGAAGAACAUUCCAAAGAUGAAAUUGAUUCAACAACCCCACCGCCAUUAAAAGCUCUUCAUAAGCGUCCCUUGACCACCUGGCAUGAAACAAUGUGCAUGAUUUACUUGGUGAUUCAUGCACCAGACAUUGUUGACUAUCAUCUUGAGGUACAUCCAAAGAGUGUAAUAUUUGUAGCCAAUGUGAAUGGUGAAACAAAUGUGCUAAUACUUAACUUAUUGGGAUAUGUUAAACCUGAAAUGGUGACACACGAAAUUCGUGGAUUGAAUGUUGUAGUUCGUUUGGUGAAAGAUUUAUACAUGCCAUGGCCGAGAUUAUUACAAGAUCCAACAAAAUUCUCAUGGCUAAAAUAUAAUUUCAAUGCUAUGGAUGUGAUGGAUGAAGAAGAGAUGUUUGGGCAGUUGUCAGGAACUAAGAAGAGACGACGUUUGAGUCGUUCGAGUGAAAGCUCGACGAAUAGUCGUAUAUCAAAUUGUUGUGAGACGUUUACACCAAUUGUCAAUAAUGAUCAAAUGCAUGAUCCAAUGCAAGAUAUUUACUAAGUAUUUUUUAUUAUUAUAGGUAUAUUUUUUUUUUCUUUUCUUGUUUUUUUUUUUUUUUGUUUAUCGAGAAAGGAUGGCUGAUAUUUUAAAGAAGUUGACGUAUUAUUUAAGUUUUUUUUUUCUUGUUUAUAAAACAAUAUUAACCACCAUUUCAUAUAACUUUAAACGUGUAGGACACGGUAUUUUUGUUUCCUUAAUUAUUAUCAUGCUUUAGUUACUCGUAUAGUUAUAUAGAUGUUACCCAAUAACAAAAAUCAAUUAAAAACUAUUAAAAACACAAAU
This is a messenger RNA of Episyrphus balteatus (marmalade hoverfly), 7463 nucleotides long. Its product is annotated as putative ATP-dependent RNA helicase TDRD12. Bases 15 to 7181 code for a protein of 2388 amino acids. NCBI's taxonomy places the organism in Eukaryota, Metazoa, Arthropoda, Insecta, Diptera, Syrphidae. Gene Ontology annotation, molecular function: ATP binding; nucleic acid binding; metal ion binding. Gene Ontology annotation, biological process: transposable element silencing; germ-line stem cell division. The record is from RefSeq and is a predicted model, not a curated record. The transcript has 9 exons.